Panicum hallii is the source of this 2734-nucleotide messenger RNA. RefSeq names its product protein SHORT-ROOT 1. Gene Ontology annotation, molecular function: sequence-specific DNA binding; DNA-binding transcription factor activity. Gene Ontology annotation, cellular component: nucleus. The transcript has a single exon. Gene Ontology annotation, biological process: regulation of DNA-templated transcription; radial pattern formation; asymmetric cell division. The coding region runs from base 459 to 2216 and encodes 585 amino acids. The record is from RefSeq and is a predicted model, not a curated record. Lineage: Eukaryota; Viridiplantae; Streptophyta; Magnoliopsida; Poales; Poaceae.
GGCUUCGUCCCCCCUCCGGCCUCCCCCUCCCUCCUCCUCCCUCAUCGAUCCGGCCAAAAGCGAAGCAAAGCAGAGCAUAUUGCUCCAUCGGUCUCGCCAAAAGAGCAGCGGAACUGGGGAUCGAGGGGGCACCAAGAAAGCGAGCCGAGCGCAUCACGCAGGGCUCCCUUUUUCUCGCUCAAAAAGAAUAGAUCACUCCCUCCCUCUAUCGCAGCUAGCCGCACUUGGAAUUGGAUCGCUGCCACUCGCCAUCCUCUCUCGCUCAUAGCCAUAGCCUGGCAUCUUAGCUAUAGCUGCCUACUAGCUAGCCUCCUCCUCCUCCUCCUCAUCCAGCCUGCUACCCUUCCAAGGGUUCUCAGUUCUCACUGCGCUGCCAUUAAAAACCCCUUGCUUGUUACCACGGCGACCUCGAGCAUGCGCACGCUUCAUGUGGCCGCCUCGCCGCAGUAGCAGCUUACAUGGAUACGCUGUUUAGGUUGGUUAGCCUCCAAGCCUCCGAGCAGCAGCAGCAGUCAGCGUCCUACAACUCGAGGAGCACCACGUCGAGCGGCUCCAGGUCGUCGUCGCACCAGACCAACGCCUCCUACAACUACUACUACCACAGCAACACCAGCAGCGGCGGCGGCGGGCAGUACUACUACGGCCAGCAGCACCAGCACCAGCAGUACUACCUGGAGCCGUACCAGCAAGAAGAAUGCGGCAACGCCCACCACCUUUACAUGGAUGAAGACUUCUCAUCCUCGUCCUCGUCGAGGCAGCACUUCCACUCGCACGGCGCGGCGGUGCAGCCGCCGACGUCGUCCGUGGCCACGGCGCCGACGCCCCCGCUGUCCACGUCGUCCACGGCCGCGGGGGCGGCGCACGCGCUGUUCGAGGCGGCCGACCUCUCGUUCCCGCCAGACCUCAACCUCGACUUCUCGUCCCCGGCGUCGUCCUCCGGCGGGGGCGCGGCGUCGUCGGCGGCGGUUGGGGGAGGGGGCGGCGGGAGGUGGGCGAGCCAGCUGCUGCUGGAGUGCGCCCGGGCGGUGGCGGCGCGGGACAGCCAGCGCGUGCAGCAGCUGAUGUGGAUGCUCAACGAGCUGGCGUCGCCGUACGGGGACGUCGAGCAGAAGCUGGCCAACUACUUCCUCCAGGGGCUCUUCGCGCGGCUCACGGCGUCCGGGCCGCGGACGCUGCGCACGCUCGCGGCGGCGUCCGACCGGAACACGUCGUUCGACUCCACGCGGCGCACGGCGCUGCGGUUCCAGGAGCUCAGCCCGUGGUCGUCCUUCGGACACGUGGCCGCCAACGGCGCCAUCCUGGAGUCGUUCCUGGAGGCCGCCGCGGCGUCGUCGGAGCCGCAGCGGUUCCACAUCCUCGACCUCAGCAACACGUUCUGCACGCAGUGGCCGACGCUGCUCGAGGCGCUCGCCACGCGAUCCGCUGACGACACGCCGCACCUGUCGAUCACCACCGUGGUGUCGGCCGCCCCGUCCGCGCCGACGGCCGCCGUGCAGCGCGUGAUGCGGGAGAUCGGGCAGCGGAUGGAGAAGUUCGCGCGGCUGAUGGGCGUGCCCUUCAGCUUCCGCGCCGUGCACCAUGCCGGGGACCUCGCGGAGCUCGACCUCGACGCGCUCGACCUGCGCGACGGCGGCGCCACCACCGCGGUCGCCGUCAACUGCGUCAACUCGCUGCGCGGCGUGGUGCCGGGCGGUGCCCGCCGGAGAGACGCGUUCACCUCGUCCCUCCGGCUCCUCGACCCGCGGGUCGUCACCGUCGUCGAGGAGGAGGCCGAUCUCGUGGCUUCUGACCCGGACGCAUCCGAGGAAGGCGGCGACACGGAGGCAGCCUUCUUGAAGGUGUUCGGCGAGGGCUUGCGGUUCUUCUCGGCUUACAUGGAUUCUCUCGAGGAGAGCUUCCCGAAGACUAGCAACGAGAGGCUGGCAUUGGAGAGGGGAGCCGGACGUGCCAUCGUGGACCUGGUCUCGUGCCCGGCGUCGGAGUCCAUGGAGCGGCGGGAGACGGCGGCGUCAUGGGCGCGCCGCAUGCGGUCGGCCGGGUUCUCUCCGGUGGCAUUCAGCGAGGACGUCGCCGACGACGUGCGGUCACUGCUCCGCCGGUACCGGGAGGGUUGGUCUAUGCGGGAUGCCUGUCUAGACGACUCGGCAACCGGAGCAGGCGUCUUCCUCGCGUGGAAGGAGCAGCCUCUCGUGUGGGCAAGCGCGUGGAGGCCAUGAUUGAGAUCGAUCGAGGAUCGGAGCUCAUCCACGCAAACGCAAGCUCGGUGAGUACGUACGUGGAAUGAACAGCAUGAGCCGGGAGAGAGGCAAGGGCGCCGCCAUACCUAGCCAUCCAGCGUUGAUGCAUCGAUCGAUGAUCCAUGCUUUGGAUCUCGCGCACGUGUGCAUGGGUAUGGCUUGCUCGAUCUCUCUCCUUGCUCGUCUUGAAAACCGAUCGAAUGGAAUGGCUCACACAUGUAGGGUUUUGAAGCAGCGUAAGCGUAGGGAUUGCUCACGUACACAUUGGUUGCAGCGAGGUGAUGAAUCGAAGAGGAGGCCGGGUGUGGUCGAUAGUUUUAGGUUUUAGACUUGAUCUAUUUCGAAUUUGAAUCAUCGAUCGUCAGAAGUUCUUGGCGUGAUGGUUUCGAUUUGCUUGCUUCUUUUCUCUCUCAUUCCUCUGUGUUUUCUUCUUUUGCAUUGUAAGCCCAACAACUUCCUUCCCUUUGGACGGAAUUACGUGCAUGGUUUUUGUCAUA